Messenger RNA from Oryctolagus cuniculus (rabbit), 1974 nucleotides. Its product is annotated as dystrophia myotonica WD repeat-containing protein. Gene Ontology annotation, molecular function: protein binding. NCBI's taxonomy places the organism in Eukaryota, Metazoa, Chordata, Mammalia, Lagomorpha, Leporidae. The record is from RefSeq and is a predicted model, not a curated record.
AGGCAUUGUGGGGCGACGACCCCAACUCCUCGGGCGUGGUCCCGCGGCUUCCAGCAGGGGCCCGCGGCUGCAGGGCCAGGGGAUGCCCAAGAUUGCGGCCAGUGGCGCGGAGGGUGGUGCCACCUGCGGGCCGGUCUGGGCUCCGCCCAGACCCUGGCGCCACCCCAGCCGCAACUCCCUCCCAGCCCUGCCUCCGUCUCCGGCCCCAGCGCCGUGGGCCCCAAGUCAUCCCCGCCGCCCCCAGGCCCUGGGCCCGCACCCGCGCUGCCCACUGAGCGCCUCAGCCUCCUUUGCCUCGGGGAGCCACCGGCCACGCCCGCGGGGCUGGGCACCAGGGGCGACCGCGUCUGCUUCAACCUGGGCUGCGAGCUGUAUUUCUACCCGGGCUGCUGCUGCCGCAGGAGUCAGCGGUCUAUGGACCUCAAGAAGCCCAUCGACAAAUGGAUCUACAAGGGCAUGCAGCCCACCUGCCACGACUUCAACCAGUUCGCCGCCGCCACCGAGACCAUCUCCCUACUGGUGGGCUUCCCAGCCGGCCAGGUGCAGUACCUGAACCUCAAGGGGGACACCAGCAAGCUCUUCAACGAGGAGUGGCUGAUUGACAAGACCAAGGUGACAAAUCUGAAGUGGCUGCCCAAGUCGGAGAGCCUCUUCCUGGCCUCACACUCCAGCGGCCACCUGUACCUGUGCCAUGUUGGCCAUCCGUGUGCCUCGGCGCUGGCGCCGUACAGCCUGCUGAGGCAGGGUGAGGGCUUUGCCGCCUACACCACCGAUAGCAAGGCCCCUCGCAACCCGCUGGCCAAGUGGGCGGUGGGCGAGUGGCCCCUCAACAAGUUUGCCUUCUCGCCCGACAGCCGGCACCUGGCCUGGGUCAGCCAGGACGGCUGCCAGCGCGUUUUCUACUUCGACUCCAUGAUCCUCCGCAGGCUCAUGAAGAGCUACUUGGACGGGGUGCUGUGUGUGUGCUGGAGCCCAGACGGCUGCUACAUGGUGACAGGUGGUGAAGACGACCUGGUCACCGUGUGGUCCUUCACCGAGGGCCGCGUGGUGGCCCGUGGUCACGGCCACAAGUCCUGGGUCAACGCUGUAGCCUUUAACCCCUACACCAUGGGUGGUGAUGGGGAGAGGGGCAGUGAGGAGGAGGGGGAGGCCGCGGCUGGGCGCCCAGGCUCUGCCAGACGCAUCCCGCUCUUCCCGCUGCCCAAGGCCGGCUCCAUUACCUACCGCUUCGGCUAGGCCAGCCAGGACACGCAGAUCUGCCUCUGGGACCUCACCGAAGAUAUGCUGUACCCAUACCCACCCCUGGCCCGUACCCGCACCCUCCCUGGCACCAUGCUGGCAGUUGCCUGCAGCUUGUGGGCCAGCGAGCCUGGCCUGGGGCCCUGGCCCGGCUCGCUGUCCUGCUCCAACAGCCUCCCGCACCUGGAAAGUAGUGGCAAGGCCGGGGGCCCAGGCAAGGUGGCGGCAGAGCCCGGCACGCAGUGCAGCAUUGGCCACUUCGCCAUGCUCACGCUGCACCUGGGCAACAUCAGCCACGGGGGCGGUGGCGGCGGCAGGGACAAGGCCAGUGGCCCCGCGCUGUGCAGCCGCCUGGACCCUGCCAAGGUGCUGGGCACUGCACUGUGCCCUCGCAUCCACGAGGUGCCGCUGCUGGAGCCUUUGUGUUAGAAGAUCGCACUGGAGCGGGUCAGCAUGCUGCUCUUCCUGGGGGACUGCAUCAUUACCGCCUGCCAGGAGGGCCUCGUCUGCACCUGGGCCCAGCAGGACAGGACGGAGGGGACCCGUUUCCCCUUCUCCUCUCCACCAGCCACUUCCCCAUCAUCUGUGUCAGAGCUCACCAGAGGCUUUACUGCAUGGAAGUGCCAGCCACUGGGCCAGAAGCUAGCUGAGAUGACAACUCCCAACCAGGCAACUCCCCAAGUGAACAGUGGUGUGAAGCUGUGGAUGCUGGGGUCCCUGCACUGUGCAGGUUGA